Aspergillus uvarum CBS 121591 is the source of this 1733-nucleotide messenger RNA. RefSeq lists its product as uncharacterized. The coding region runs from base 155 to 1276 and encodes 373 amino acids. The record is from RefSeq and is a predicted model, not a curated record. The transcript has a single exon. NCBI's taxonomy places the organism in Eukaryota, Fungi, Ascomycota, Eurotiomycetes, Eurotiales, Aspergillaceae. Gene Ontology annotation, biological process: vesicle-mediated transport. Gene Ontology annotation, molecular function: protein-macromolecule adaptor activity.
AGGUAAUACGAAGGAAGGCGACUACACUUCCGCGCUGUCUCUUCUCUCCUCCGCCUCCUCCCCGCACCCGCACCACCAGCAACUUUCAGCAUCACCACCUUUUUUUUUCUCUGUCUCGUCCACAAUCUGCACAAGAACUCGCUUUAGCCUCAACAUGGACACCGACAACCCCUCCACCGGCACCAGAAACAUCAUCCGCAAUCCGCGCCGUCUUCUCAUCCUUUCGCCCAGCUCGCAUUCCACGACCAUCGUCCCCCCUCUCCUCCACACUCUCACCGGCGCACCUGUCACCGAGCCACCAUCUACAGCUACAACAACUACAACAGCCCCUACAACAGCCCUCUCCUCAACGACAACCCUCGUAGCCUCCUCCGCCGCGUCAACUGCCACCGUAACCUCAUCAACAGCCUCCCCAACGACGACGACGAUCCCCACCACCAGUUUCGCCGGCUACACCACCCACCCGCCUCUUCCCAUCAAGAACCGCUACUACACGGCCGACAUCCCCAUCUGGGUUGACGAGAUUCCCCUCUCAGCAACAUCGGAAACCACCACCCCGCUGCUCCCCCCCUCCCCCACACAAUGGAAGACCGAAUUCUCCGGCCCGGACGCCCAAGUCGUCCGCGACGCCAUCGGCGCCGUGAUGAUCUGCGUCCGCAAUCCGGUGGACUACCAACAUCAUCACCACCCCCAUGACGCUUCAUCAUUUCUGCAGAGUCCAGCAUCAACUCCGGGGCCUACGGUUCCCAUCACCAACAGAGAGCCAGAGCCGGCAGAAGAUCGGGCGGAUGUUCGCGAAUUGAAGGAGUUCAUCCACGCUAUUGGGGAAGUGCGGGGCUUGAUUGAGGAGGAGAGAGGGGGCAUGGGGGCUGGGGAGGUUCCUGGGUUGUUGCUUCUAGUGGAUGCUUCGUCCUCUCCUGCUGGUGCUGGCGCGGGCGCUGCCAAGGGGAAGGUGAAGGGAAGUGGUGGUGAUGCGAAUGGGCUCGAUGGUCUGGAUGAUCAUGAUAAUCUUGAUGUUGAAAUCGAUGAGCCGUUCUCUGUGGGGUGGUGGGAGGAUCAAUUGUGUGAGAUGGGGUUGAUGGGGUGGGAGGUUGUGCGGUGGUGUCCCAAGGGGAAUGCGGCGGGUGAGGAUGAUGAGGAGGAUGAGGGGAGGAAUCGAUAUGGAGGUUUGUUGUUUCCUUCUUGCCCUUUUUACUCUGCGGGAGUCGGUGGUUCUGAACCAGGACUGACUAUUUGUUUCUCUCGGGUUAGAACUGCAAGGUAUGCGGCGGGUUAAGGAAGUGCUGGAAACGCAUGAUUGGAGUGCAGCGGAGGAGACCGCGGGUGUGGAGAUGGGAUUCGGCAAUGAUGACGACGACGACCUAGAAAGACGGCUCUUGGGGCUCGACGACGAGGAUGCUGACGGGACGGAGGCUGGGUUCAAUUUCGAAGUGAAUGAGUUGGAGCGCGAGAUGGUCGGUCUGCGCAUGGCGAUCGAGCGCGGAAGCGACGAUUACUUUGUCGAGGAGGAUGAGGCGGACGAGGAGCUGCGGGUGGAUGCGGUGGAGGCGCUGCUGCUGCGGAUGCGAGCUAUCAAAGGUACGUAGUCUUCUUUUUUUCUUGUUGCUGUGCCAUUCCUGGCUAACCGGAUCAUCAGAUAUGAGCGACGGGUUACCCAAAACGGAACGGAAGCGAUUCGCUGCAAAAGCGGUCCGCGAUAUCAUGAAGGAGUUAUAGCAUAGCACAUAUACCAU